CUCUCUCUCUCUCUCUCUCCUCCUCUCUCUCUCUACCUCCCUCCCUCUCUCUCUACCUCCCUCUCUCCCUCUCUCUCUCUGGCCUGUGCUGUGCUGCCAAGCUCCAUCAGGAUGCCGUCAUACUCAGCCCACACAAUGGCUCUGUUCAUCUCCUGAGGGCUUUGGACCGGGCUGUCGUGCCGCUGGACCGCUAGCCACCCGCCCGCCUAAAGGGAGGAGGGAGGAAGAGGAGGAGGAGGGAGGAAGAGGAGGAGGAGGGGCUGUGAGAAAAGAUAUAGAAGGUGUUGUCAUGUCGCAACCUCCCGUGGGAGUGGGAGCCUGUACUGGAGCUGAGACUGGAGGGACUGGGAUUGGACCUGGGGUUGGGAUUGGACCCCGAGCUGGGACUGGAGGGACUGGUUUUGGGACUGCAGCCGGACCUGGAGGGACUGAAGGGAUUGGGAUUGGACGUGGGGUUGGGAAUGGACCCCGGAGCUGAGACUAGAGUCAAAGGUUCAGGGCCUGUAUCAGGCCCGGCAUCCGGGACCAGACAGGGCUCGGUGCGUCCCAUCGGGGCCGAGGGACUGGUCGCCCUGCUGGAGAGGGGUCUGGACAGCGUGUUGUUGAUUGACAGCCGGCCCUUCGUAGAAUAUAACUCCUCCCACAUCCUGGAGGCGGUCAAUGUGAACUGCUCUAAGCUGAUGAAGAGACGGCUGCAGCAGGACAAGGUCCAGAUCAACGAACUGCUGCAGCACUCGGCCAAGAAGAAGUUGGAGCUCGUGGGCAUUCAGGAGGUGGUGGUGUAUGACCAGAGUUCAUCUGACCCCUUGACCUUUCCCUCGGAGGCCUUCCUUACCGUCCUAUUGGCCAAGCUGGAGAAGAGCUUCCCCUCCGUACACCUGCUCUCAGGUGGUUUCACAGAGUUUUCCCAGCUGUUUCCAGGUCUGUGUGAAGGUAAGGCUCUUCUGGCCACAUCCUGCCUGGUCCCGACCUGCCUCUCUCAGCCGUGCCUGCCCCUCAACACCUCUGGUCCAACACGCAUCCUGCCUCACCUUUACCUGGGCUGUCAGAGAGACGUUCUCAACAAGGAAGUGAUGCAGCGGAAUGAGAUAGCGUACGUCCUGAAUGCCAGUAACACAUGUCCCAAACCAGACUACAUCCCAGAGUCUCACUUCCUGCGAGUUCCUGUCAACGACAGCUUCUGUGAGAAGAUCCUCCCCUGGUUCGACAGAUCUGUGGAGUUCAUAGAGAAGGCCAAAGCCUCCAACGCCUGUGUGCUGGUCCACUGUCUGGCUGGCAUCUCCCGCUCGGCAACCAUCGCUAUCGCUUACAUCAUGACGAGGAUGGACAUGUCACUAGACGAAGCUUACAGGUUCGUGAAGGAGAAGAGGCCCACCAUCUCUCCUAACUUUAACUUCCUGGGUCAGCUGUUGGACUUUGAGAAGAAGAUCAAGACUCCUGGAAGGUCGGAGAUCAGAGAGACCGUCGGAGUCAAACCCUGUCCCUUCCUCCUCCACCACCCCCUGCUAGAUCAGGACCCCUCUAACCCUACUACCCCCAGCCUCCCAGACCCUGCCCUAGCCCUGCUGGAGCCCCUGACCCUGCCGUGUGUCUUGGCCCCCUGGCCUCCAGAAGAGAGGCUCCUCGCCCAGGCUCUCCAGGGGCUCCAAGGCCUCCAGCUGAACCAGGGAGCGGAGGACAACGCCGCCCAGCUGAAAAGGUCCUUCUCUCUGGACAUCAAGUCGUACAGGGAGCCAGGAGGCCGCGGCGGCGCCCCCGUGAGGCCGUACCCCAACCCUACGUCCCACCCCGGAGCCCAGGAGUAUUAUAAUCCAUCCGUGAGCUUCAAGGAGCCUGCUGGGAAACCGUGUCACUUCUCUCCUGUGAAGGAGAUGUCAGAGCUGUCUACACCUGAGCCGAGCCCUGACGAGGAGCGGGACGACGGCCUCGCGGACCCUGCUGCUACGUCUGUUGUUCCCACUGCUACUCCUGUAGUCUCCACCACAACCAUCACCUCCUCUUCCUCCUCCUUUCCCGGCACCACUACCAGCACUACCACCUCCAACCAGCCCAGCGUGAAGCAACCCGGCCAGGCUAAGCCCCUCUCCUGUUCCCAGCAGCUCCAGCGUAGUGGCAGUAUGGAGGAGAGCUCUAACCCUACCCUUAACCACACCCCUCACACCACCGGCUUCCUGUUCGGCCUAUCACGUUCCCAGCAGCACCUGUCCAAGCCCGCCCCUAACCUAGGCUCCGCCCUGAAGGGCUGGCACUCUGACAUCCUAUUGGGUCCCGUCACCGUGUCGUCGGGUGGAUGGUACCUCUCCGAGUCGUCGCACCGCUUCUACUCCACCUCCGCCAUCUUAGGAAGCGGGGCUAACAUUCUAGGGGGUGGCGGCGCGGCGGCGUACAGCGUGAGCCAGGGGUUGGAGGAGGUGCGGCGGCGCGGGAGGCAGAGGAGCGGCGACCACGGGGACUCGCGGAGGAGCUGGCACGAGGAGAGCACCUUGGAGAAGCAGCUGAAGAGACGGAGCUGUCAGAUGGAAAUCGGAGACAGGAUGAGAGGAGGAGGAGGAGGAGGAGGAGGAAGAGGAGGAGGAGAGACUAGCUCCAGGGAGGAGAUAGGGAGUCACAGCAGCUUCUCGGGAAGCAUGGAGGUCAUACAGGUGUCCUGAGAGAGGACAUUUCAACAUGGCCUCCGGUCCAACCGUUACGGAAUCAUUGAUUUGAAAUGGAGACGUCCGUUCUAGGGAGUUUUAACAUCCUCAGAUCAGACCAGUCCCAUGUUCAGGGGAAAGACUUGUUCUGGACCCGUCUUAUUAUCCCACUAGGGACUUGAACCUUGAACUGAUCUAGCGGCCCUGUGUACUCGUGUCGCGACAGUUGGCAUUAAUGUAGUUUGAACUUUGACCUGGAAGCAGAAAGCAGCUGUGUGAUGAUGAUGAUGAUGAUGAAUGUGAUGAAGAGGUGAACUCUGAGAGGAUUGAGACGAACUUGAGUUUUUUGUUUGAAUGAGUGUUAAUCGUUUUUCAUUUAUUUCUGAAUGUUGAUAAUCGUUGUCAACAGCAGUAGAUGUCUGCCAGAUGUUGGAUACAUGGAGCUUUUAUGAAGCCUUAUGAAGUCUUUAUGAAGCCUUAAAGAAGUCUUUAUGAAGCCUUAUGAAGUCUUUAUGAAGCCUUAAGAAGUCUUUAUGAAGCCUUAAAGAAGUCUUUAUGAAGCCUUAAGAAGUCUUUAUGAAGCCUUUAGCAGUCUUUAUGAAGCCUUAAAGAAGUCUUUAUGAAGCCUUAUGAAGCCUUAAGAAGUCUUUAUGAAGCCUUAAGAAGUCUUUAUGAAGCCUUAAGAAGUCUUUAUGAAGCCUUAAGAAGUCUUUAUGAAGCUUUAAAGAGUCUUUAUGAAGCCUUAAGAAGUCUUUAUGAAGCCUUAAGAAGUAUUUUUGAAGCCUUAAGAAGUCUUUAUGAAGCCUUAAAGAAGUCUUUAUGAAGCCUUAAAGAAGUCUUCAUGAAGCCUUAAAGAAGUCUUCAUGAAGCCUUAAAGAAGUCUUUAUGAAGCCUUAAAGAAGUCUUUAUGAAGCCUCUUUAUGAAGCCUUAAAGAAGUCUUUAUGAAGCCUUAAGAAGUCUUUACGAAGCCUUAAAGAAGUCUUUAUGAAGCCUUAAAGUAGUCUUUAUGAAGCCUUAAAGAAGUCUUUAUGAAGCCUUAAAGAAGUCUUUAUGAAGCCUUAAGAAGUCUUUAUGAAGCCUUAAAGAAGUCUUUAUGAAGCCUUAAGAAGUCUUUAUGAAGCGUUAUGAAGAACGGGAUCAGAGAUCCUUGAUAUCCCUGUGUCAAAUCAUCCGAUACCUCACACAUCCAAAUUAGAGGCUUCUUCUGUUCCUCUGUCUUCUGAUGUUGGAGCUCAUUGACAAUUCAAAUCUCAGGUCUUAUUUGAGCAGCAAGAAAAGAUGCUUGAACAACUGAACAGUUCCCGAACAGUUCCCGAACAGCUCACGAACAGUUCCCGAACAGUUCCCGAACAGCUCCCGAACAGUUCCCGAACAGCUCCCGAACAGUUCCCGAACAGUUCCCGAACAGUUCCCGAACAACUCACGAACAGUUCCCGAACAGUUCCCGAACAGCUCACGAACAGUUCCCGAACAGCUCCCGAACAGCUCCCGAACAGUUCCCGAACAGCUCCCGAACAGUUCCCGAACAGUUCCCGAACAGUUCCCGAACAGCUCACGAACAGUUCCCGAACAGUUCCCGAACAGCUCCCGAACAGUUCCCGAACAGCUCCCGAACAGCUCCCGAACAGCUCCCGAACAGUUCCCGAACAGCUCCCGAACAGUUCCCGAACAGCUCCCGAACCACUCCCGAACAGUUCCCGAACAGCUCCCGAACAGUUCCCGAACAGCUCCCGAACAGCUCCCGAACAGCUCCCGAACAGUUCAGUUGGUAGAGCAUGGCGCUUGUACCCCAGGGUUGUAGGUUAGAUUCCCGGGGCCACCCAGACGUAAAAUGUAUGUACGCAUGACUGUAAAUCACUUUGGAUUAAAGCGCUAAAUAUUAUAUGUUAUUAA
Messenger RNA from Salmo salar (Atlantic salmon), 4527 nucleotides. NCBI's taxonomy places the organism in Eukaryota, Metazoa, Chordata, Actinopteri, Salmoniformes, Salmonidae. The record is from RefSeq and is a predicted model, not a curated record.